Molecule: messenger RNA, 1608 nt
Organism: Diuraphis noxia (Russian wheat aphid)
Lineage: Eukaryota; Metazoa; Arthropoda; Insecta; Hemiptera; Aphididae
Product: annexin B9-like
Biological process (GO): endosome transport via multivesicular body sorting pathway
Cellular component (GO): plasma membrane; vesicle membrane; nucleus
Molecular function (GO): calcium ion binding; calcium-dependent phospholipid binding; phosphatidylserine binding
Source: RefSeq, a predicted model, not a curated record
GACUCACGCUAAAUUUUACGCCGGCAGACGUCAAACAUUAUAAUACGCUUGUUCAGUUUGUGCCGGCUGGUCAACGAGUUAACUAAACAAUAAUUUAAUAUAUUAUAUUAAAUCCGUCGAAGAUUCUACAUCACCCUCAUCACCCUAUAUCACCAUGACUUAUUAUACGACUAGGUGCACUCCCACAGUCCGCCCGGCARCCGAUUUCGAUGCCGAAGCAGACGCCACCGUACUUAGGACAGCCAUGAAAGGAUUCGGUACGGACGAGCAAGCCAUCAUCGACAUACUAGCAAAACGGUCAAACACUCAGAGACAGGAGAUUAAAGAAGCUUUCAAGACACUAUAUGGGAAGGAUUUAAUCGACGAUCUGAAGAGCGAACUCGGUGGGAACUUCGAGAACGCCAUUGUCGCUCUGAUGACCCCACUUCCGGAGUUUUACGCCAAGGAAUUGAAAGAUGCCAUAAGUGGCGUGGGCACCGAUGAAGAGGCUAUUGCCGAAAUUUUGGGCACGCUUAGCAAUUUCGGGGUCCGGACCAUUUCCUCUGUCUACGAAAAACUAUACGGAAACUCGUUGGAAGACGAUUUGAAAUCUGACACUUCAGGAUCGUUCCAAAGAUUGUUGGUGUCUUUGUGCUGUGCCAAUCGCGAUGAAGAUGUGGAAGUCGAUCGCAGUGCCGCGGUUGCGGACGCUCAAGCUCUUAUCGACGCAGGUGAAGCUCAAUGGGGCACGGACGAGUCGACCUUCAAUUCUAUUCUGGCCACUCGUUCUUAUCCACAGCUAAGGGCCAUUUUCGAAGAGUACGAGAACCUCACUGGCAAGGACAUCGUAGAGACCAUAAAGAAUGAAACUUCCGGCUCUCUGGAACAUGGUUUUUUGACCAUCGUGAAAAGUGCUAAGAAGAAGAGCGACUACUACGCCGAUCAGUUGGAAGCCUCAAUGGCGGGUUUCGGCACCAAUGACCGUCAGCUGAUCAGGAUCAUCGUUGGGAGAUCUGAAAUCGAUUUGGGGGACAUCAAACAGUCCUAUGAAACCAUUUACGGUACUCCGUUGGCCGACAGAAUCGCUGAUGAUUGCGGAGCCGAGUGUAAAAGUUUAUUGAGGACCAUCGUUGAUCAAUAAUGAUAAUUAUUUAUAUUAUAAAAUAUUACAACACUUUAAUAUUAUACCAAAAUAAUAUCAUUCAACGCAAAUGCUUUUAUAGUCGAUUCCUCUUAUACUCUUUAGCGUAUUAUAUUAUUACACCUAUUAGCUAUUGUUGUUAUCAGUUUACUUAUUACGUUUAUACCUAUACUUUUUUCUUUAUUUUUCUAUAUUUAUAUAAUAUGUUUGAACAAUUUAUUUCUAGUUCGAAGACAAUGCACCCACCUACAUUAUAUUAUAAUCUGAUUUAAAUGUUUUAAUAUUUGUUGUGAAUAGAUUAGAUAUUCAGCAUUGAUAUUAUAUGAUAUUAAACGUAUAGGUACUUACUGUUUAUACUAACAAUAAUCAUAAGUAUCUUAUUAUUAUAUCGGUGGGGACAGUCCAUCAGUUAUUAGUGAGUAGAACUAUAAUGUACGUCACGUCAUUACGAUCUAAAUUGUUAACAAUAAAUAUCUAUAUACCUAAUA